Molecule: messenger RNA, 3610 nt
Organism: Suricata suricatta (meerkat)
Lineage: Eukaryota; Metazoa; Chordata; Mammalia; Carnivora; Herpestidae
Gene: MXD4
Product: MAX dimerization protein 4
Exons: 4
Coding region: 1-519 (172 amino acids)
Biological process (GO): regulation of transcription by RNA polymerase II
Molecular function (GO): RNA polymerase II cis-regulatory region sequence-specific DNA binding; DNA-binding transcription factor activity, RNA polymerase II-specific; protein dimerization activity
Source: RefSeq, a predicted model, not a curated record
AUGUGCUUUGGCGGUCAGCAGAGUGAGCUCUGUCUUUCUGUCUCUCUAAACAGGUCUUCACACAAUGAACUAGAAAAGCACAGACGAGCCAAGCUCAGGCUCUAUCUGGAGCAGCUCAAGCAGCUGGUGCCCCUGGGCCCUGACAGCACCCGCCACACCACGUUGAGCCUCCUGAAGCGUGCCAAGAUGCACAUCAAGAAACUGGAGGAGCAGGACCGCCGGGCGCUGAGCAUCAAGGAGCAGCUGCAGCGGGAACACCGCUUCCUAAAGCGGCGCCUGGAGCAGCUUUCUGUGCAGAGCCUGGAGCGCGUGCGCACAGACAGCACCGGCUCCGCCGUCUCCACGGACGACUCGGAGCAAGAAGUGGACGUAGAGGGCAUGGAGUUUGGCCCCGGUGAGCUGGACAGUGUGGGCAGCAGCAGUGACGUGGACGAGCACUACAGCCUGCAGAGGGGCGGCGGCCGCGACGUGGGCUACGGGCCCCCCUGCCGGCGGCCUGGCCGCCCCGGCCUCUCGUAGGCCCAGUGCCCUCAGCUCCUCGGCCCGCCUGCCUACCCGGCCAAGCGUGCCAGCCCUCCAGUCCUCAGAAGCCUCUCCACAGGCCCGCUGCUGUGCCAUUCUGGAAGCUCCAGCUGCCACCCGGGCUGCCCGCCUCUGCCCGCCUGCCGGCCAGGGCCCACCGUGCCGCACACCCCUCCCAGCUGGGCAGGGACCCCUGCAGGGAGGCGGGGCCCAGCUCCCACGUCCCGGAGCCCAGCGUAGCCGCCCACGGUCUGUUCUCAGAUUCCUAAUCAUUCCAGAAGUAUUAAAUAUCAUUGCUGCAAAUCCCGGCGGGCACCGUGUAAGGGGCUUAAUGACCACUGCGGGGAGCUCAGACCCCAACCCUGGAUCCCAGGAGAAAGGAAGGAGCAAACCGAGGAAGGAAGGAAGGCGUGGCUCUCCAUCCAUCUGUCCAUCUGUCUGUCAGUCCACGCAGGCUCCUGAGGCCUGGACAGAGGGACCCAUGAAGGGCGGGACUCGGGUGAGCACCCUGGGGCAAGUGGGUGGAGAGGGGCCUUUGCACCCCACAGGUGUCAGGAGCGAGGGCUGCGCUCCUGGGGGCAGGCCAGGCCCCCCUUCCAAGCUUCCGCUCUGUUAGGUCCCUCAGAUGUACCCACGCACACGCCUAGGCACACAUGCCCAGUCGCACGCGCGCACACACGCAGACACAUGUGGUCACUAGACCCAGAGGGCACAUGUCCUGGGGAGGCAGGCCUUCAGGAGGCAUCUGGGCAAGUUCUGUUCCCACCCCUGGCUCACCUGCCCGGUUUGCACUGGGCAGAGGGCCUCUCCUCCUGGCAGGGGCAGAGGGGUGCUGGGGGCGGCAGGCUGAAGCCACUGAGGCCUCAGGAGGCUUUCUCAUCUACCUUUAAAAGAAGAAAAAGCAAAAAAAAAAAAAAAAAAUUGCUGCACUACCCAGCGGCCCAGAACAGGCUCCUGGGAGAGAGGCUUUUUCCCAAAAACGGAAGAGAAAAAGCUCUGAAGACUCCCUGCCCAGUGACGUCAGCGUGUGCCGCCUCAGUUUCCCGUAUGAGAUUUUUGUACUCUAUUUUCCUAGCCGUUGCUGUGUCCUUGUUUGCUGAGGGGUGGGAGUGACCCAGCGUCUCAGGGACUCGUCUUGUAUGUCACCGUCGUCCAAGUGUGCCUUGUGUCCUGUGUCUGGCCUCGCCCUGCCCACCACCACCACCAGCAUCUCCCUUAUGGCUCAAGGGGUGCCCCUGGCCUGCCCAGCAGGUGCCCUCCUAGCUUCCUCCCCAGGCAGCGGCCCCUCCCAGCAGCCUUGGCUUCCUGCCAGGCCGGGUCAGGGGGGUCGCGUGCCGCUUUCUGUCACCUCACCCCGCAGUGACCCAGCACCCCAGUAUCGCUGCCCCCCCGGGGCCUGGUCAGGAGCCUGCUAACCAGAGAAAUAGGUUCUCAGCUGUACCUAGCUUGAACCGUCCCUGCUCCCUGGCCUGGGGCGAGGGCUCCAGACCGCAGACAUGGGCUGCUGAUGAGGACAGCCCUUCACCCGGGGGAGCCAGGAUGGGGCCUUAGGAGGCUUCUUCCAGCCUUUUGUUCCCAAAGCCCUUGUCCACACAGCAAUACGCGGGUGGUGUGCGUGGGGCCAGCCCGCCGCAGUGUCUGGCUCCCUCUCUGGUGCGUCGUUUCCAAUUGCCAGGCUCGGGCGGGGGAGAGCUGGUGUUUAUUUUCGGCCGUGCUGACAGACGCGCCAGGGUGGGUGGCCUACUGAGGCAGAAAGGGGUCCCUGGAAACAGCUCUGGCACAGAACCUGUCCUGCAGAGGCUCAGGAUGUCAGGCGGAGAGUGGGCUCACGGGAGACAGCGCAUGGACUGGGGAGACUGUCCAAAUCUCUUGCUGGUGGUCAGGAGGAAAACUGUCCCCUCCCCUUCCAGCGUCACUGGGGGUCUAGAGUGCCCAGGCUCCCGUGCGCCUCAGUGCAUCCACAGAGCGCUCCUUGUGAGCAUCUGGCCCGCUACGAGCUGGGCAGGAGUGCCCGAGUUGAAGAUGCUGCUGCAGGAGGCCAAGUCCAGACCCCUGGGGCGGUCUGUGUUCUGAAUUCGUGAAGCACCAGCUCCCCCAAUACCCCAGCCGGCAGAGUCCUCCCCGGGUGACGGUGACGACUGUGGCUCUUAGCUGACUCCAGGCAGCUCAGCCUGUGAGUUCCCACCUGGGCCAGGGAGUUGACUUCACUGGCCACCUAGGGGCGCUGUGCUCCCAGAGGCCCCUCCCUGACACCAGCAGACACUUGAGGGGGUGGUCCUCAGGGCCAGGGUCUGGUGCUAGGAGUUACACAUCCAUUCUCCCCUCCCUCUGGCUCCCUGCCUUUUGCACAGGUUAGCUGUUGCUGGUGGCCACAGAGACCCAGAGGGGGCCCUGCUGAGGCCACCCUGGAUAACUGAGCACCACUGAGUCUGUAGAAAGCAGAUGCGACCAGCACAGGGUUGCAAGGGUGCCUGCCAUCUCUAGCCAUGUGCCCUCCCACACCUUUGUGGGCCAUUGUGGCACUGGGUGGCCGGGGUCCUGGAGUCCAAGGCUCAGGUUUGGGUCCCUACCCUCACCAGGAUGUGGCCCCUAUAUACCAGGCCACCAUGGCCUCAGUCCAGGCCCAGCUGGCUGGGAAGACUGCAUGAAGGCUUUUCUUCCUUGAAGCUCUGGGCCCAUCUUUGCAUUGUGGGUUUGGGAGGCCUGGGGCCCACGCCUGCUCUGCUGACUGAUGGAGCUGUGUGCCCAACUAAGGCCCUGAGGACCCCUGCCCUCCUGUCUGCCCCAGACAAUCCCCAUCUGCUGAGUGAGGCAGGCCUCUCUGACUCUCCUACCCCCUGCGUCUCUGGACCAGCUAACCUGGGGACCCCUCCCCCUGGCCAGGCACACAGAACUCUGACCCUGGGCCCCAUCUAGGGUAGGUUCUGUGCCAGAGUCUGGGGCUGCCCAGGGGUCCUGGUGCUGGCCAGGAUGGCAUGUUACAAGAUCUGCACUGGAGACAAUUGGGCCACCCGCCUGCCUGUUCACCGGGAGGGACUGUGCUGUACCAUUCUGUCUUUGUAAUAUAAAUACAGAUUUUUAUACCUCA